CGUAGCUAAGGCAAAGAUCGACGGCGCAAGAUGGGGAACUUCGCCAUGAAUACGCGUAAAAUGUUGUUAUCACAUGGGUGCCAUUCUGGUUGGACUACGACUGCGCAGUGCAUGUUAAUGCGCUGGCGCAGGCGCCUCGACAGGCACGCACGUGCGCACACAGAUGAACGUUUUUACACUCGAAUGGCGCUCAUGGUGAUAACACCUUUAUGGCCAAAUUACCCAUCUUGCGCCGCUACGCGGCGCUAUAUAAUCUUUGGCUGAGGGAGCUUAGACCUAUUUGUACUUUCAUCGGCGCAUAGGGGUCAUACGGGAAGUUGUCUUCAUUGGUGCGGUGUGGUUGCUACUUACAAUUUUGUGAAACUCCCGGAUGUCCGUGCUGCUCCAUUUGCGACUACUGUUUACCCCUGGAACUGGGUUCACUGUCCAGUUCACUAAAUUGGCAGACGAUGAACCGCACAGUUAAGAGAUUAAAGGGUAUCCUCUUGUAGUCCUAUCUACGUGCCAAUCAUGCCAAAGAAGAAGACAGGUGCCCGGAAGAAGGCAGAGAAGCAAAAAGAGCGCCAGCGAGAGAUUCGCAAGGGAGCAGAGCAGAGGCAGAUUGCUCAAUGGCCAUGCAACUUCACAAUGGAGUGUGACAAGUGUGGCAGGCGACAAAAGAACCGUGCAUUCUGUUACUUUUGUAGCGCUGUUCAGAAGCUUCCAGUCUGUGGGCAUUGUGCCAAAGUCAAAUGCAUGCAGAAGACGGGGGACUGUGUCAUCAAGCAUCCAGGACAGUUCACUACUGGGCUUGGUAUGGUGGGUGCCAUUUGUGACUUUUGCGAGGCAUUCAUCUGUCACGGCAGGAAGUGUCUGACAACCCAUGCUUGUGAAUGCCCACUUGCAGACUUGGAAUGCAAAGAAUGUGAGCGUGGAGUAUGGGACCAUGGCGGUAGAAUCUUCAAGUGUUCAUUCUGUGACUGUGCACUGUGUGAGGACGACCAGUUUGAGCACCAGGCUAUGUGCCAGCAAGUCGAAGCAGAAUCCUUGAAGUGUGCAUCAUGUAACAAGCUGGGCCAGUACUCUUGCCUCCGAUGUAAGGUCUGCUUUUGUGAGGAUCAUGUUCGGCGCAAGGGUUUCAAGUACAACCGUGGGGAGCCCAUACCUUGUCCAAAGUGCAGCUAUGACACUAAGGAGACCAAGGAUCUCAGCAUGUCCACGAGGAAAGUAGCCUAUGGUCGACAGACGAAUGAUGGUGGUGAACAGAGUUUUGGGUACACAUAUGACGACGAUGAUGAUGAUGGUGGUGGCUAUGGUUACUAUGGUGCAGCUGCUGAGGGCGGUUCCUACUGUGAUGAGGAUGAAGAUGAUGAAGAUGACGACGAAGAUGAACAAGAUGAUGAGGAGGACACUGAUAUGGCUGAUCAUCUGUCUCAUCUCAACAUUGGUCCAACUUAUUCAUGAAGUCAGAAUUGUGUCAAGGUACAAGUCAAGAAUAGCGACGUGAUCAUUUGGCAUAUAUUUUCAAGAUGUUGGGGAGGUUGUGUACAUAUGUUUUGCUCUAGCCAUGAUAUCUUAGAAUGUGUCAUUUGCCUUUCGAAUGUGCAGUUAAAGAUGGCUGAAGUGACUUUCAGUGAAUCUUAUGGAGAAUGUGACAGAUCAGGAUCAGCCUACGAGUGCUUGCUUUGCUGCUUUCAUUGUUUCGCAGCUAAAUUGACAUUUGUUUCCAUUCUGCACAGAACAAUUAAAAUGUACAGAAGUAGCAAUAUACAAAACAUGAACUGCAACAUAUUGCUUUCAUCUCAUGGACACUACGAUUGGACUAUUUCAUUGAUUGUGAUUUGUGCUUGGAGAUCGGCACCAAUCACAGCACUUGUCUUGUAAUGAUUUGUCACUCUUGCCAGUGCUGCGUUAUCUGCCCGAUAAAAUCUAGCUCUCCUUUAUAAUGAAAAUGGCUAUGAAGAAAACUUUUUAAAAACGCACAUUAAUGUAAACCAAGGUUCAAGGCACACCAUUGUUUAUUCAGUAUUUAUGGUAUACAUACUGAUUACAAACACUUUUUAACCUUCUUACAUAAAUCCUCUAAAUGAUGUGCAUAUUAAAGAAUAUACACGGUCAAAUAAACCAUGACAUAAUCUGAAA
Molecule: messenger RNA, 2121 nt
Organism: Acanthaster planci (crown-of-thorns starfish)
Lineage: Eukaryota; Metazoa; Echinodermata; Asteroidea; Valvatida; Acanthasteridae
Gene: znf330
Product: zinc finger protein 330
Cellular component (GO): nucleus
Molecular function (GO): zinc ion binding; protein binding
Source: RefSeq, a predicted model, not a curated record